Molecule: messenger RNA, 1903 nt
Organism: Centropristis striata (black sea bass)
Lineage: Eukaryota; Metazoa; Chordata; Actinopteri; Perciformes; Serranidae
Gene: rad9a
Product: RAD9 checkpoint clamp component A
Exons: 12
Coding region: 355-1530 (391 amino acids)
Biological process (GO): DNA replication checkpoint signaling; DNA repair; cellular response to ionizing radiation
Cellular component (GO): checkpoint clamp complex
Source: RefSeq, a predicted model, not a curated record
CAUGUUACUGAUAAACACACAGCUGUAACAUGUCAAUUUAGAAGCCUUUUGCGCAUGCGUUCGUUCUGACCACGCCCCUUUGACUUCCCGACUCUCUGAUUGGUCAGCAGUGAGGAAGCGGGUAAUGGCGGCGUAAACAACACAAGUUGUCGAGCCGAUGCUGAAGAUAAAACUUUACAGUAAAGCUUUAAUUAAACGGCUUAAUGUUUUCGGCUUUAGAGAGAUUUCAGCUCGGUGUGUUAAAACUAUUAAAACCCCGCUGAUUCACUUCCUGGUGAUGUUUAGCCGCUAGUUUGAGCUAACUUUUAGCCCAGUUUGCUAACUUAACGGUGAAGUUGUAUCUAGUCUGAAAGGAUGGACUGCGUGGUGACGGGAGGAAACGUGAAAGUCCUGGCCAAAGCCAUCCACUCCCUGUCCAGGAUCGGCGAUGAGCUGUAUGUGGAGCCUCAGGAGGAUGGGCUGGCCCUGCGGUCUGUCAACUCCUCUCGGUCGGCAUAUGCUUGUUUCCUGUUCGCACCACUCUUCUUCAGCAGGUACACCAUCCCCAACGGACACACCUUCCGCUGCAAAAUGGCAAUAAAGAGUGUGCAGGCCGUGUUCAGGUCUCUAGCGACUCUGGAGAAGACGGUUGAAAAGUGCCACAUCGAGCUGGACGAGCAGAAAAACCGCCUCACCUUCACCCUGCACUGCAAACACGGCCUCAUAAAGACACAUAACCUGUCUUUCCAGGACAGUGAAAGCUUGCAGGCAGUGUUUGAUAAGGACAGCUAUGCCAAUGUGUUUAGAUCCAAUCCCAGGGUGCUGGUGGACACAGUCCAACACUUUCCUCCGUCUCUGGAAGAAGUGACCGUGUCAGUGAGUGAUGAACGGAUGUGGCUCAGGAACCACGUGGAGGAAGAAGCAGACCAGUCUAAGGCCAUGCUGACAGAGCUCUGUUUGGCUUCAGACGAGUUUGACCAUUUUGCCGUCCAGGCUCACAACAGCGUCACCUUUUGUCUGAAGGAGUUACGGGGUUUGUUAGUGUUUGCAGAGUCAACUGGCCUCCCUAUUUCUAUGUACUUUGAUGAACCGGGCAGCCCUAUAGUGCUUUCAGUAACAGACAGUGUCCUGGAGGGGAACUUUGUGCUGGCCACGCUCUCUGAUGACCCCAACCAGCGGAGAAACAACACGAGACGAGCACACUCACAGCUGCCUCCGCCCCCUCCUGAUGACUUCAUGAAUGACGACAUGGACUCCUACCUCAUUGCCAUGGAUACCAGUAUUGCGCCAGGUCCCUCAACUGCAGGUCCGCCCACACCCCCAUUAGCUGAUUCCAUAUGUUUAAAAAAGAAAGCUGAGGCCAAUCACAGGACGAGGCCACACAGUGAGGAUGAAGAGGAAGAAGAGCCGGAUGAUUCAAGCCGACCGCCUAAUAAGAAGUUCUGCUCCUUGUUCUUUGGAUCCGUGCUCCCCCCGUCGUCUCAGAUGACCACUCAACCAGUGACGAGUCAGGAAGUGUUGGCCAGUGACAGCGAGGAUGACGAACAGUGAAAUAGAGUGACAGUGGACUGAUGGAUGAGAGGAGAGACAUGGACUAAAGUGUGUGUUAUAUAACUGUUACGCACAUGCCACCUGCAGCACUAAAAAAGAAAUGGACAUGUUGAACUUUUACUUUCCCAAUCAACGGCCUGUACAAGUGUUGUACAGGGAUUUUUCCUUGGCAAAAACAUGCAAAGACAGUGUACAUUACACAACAGGACAGCUAAUGUGAGUGUGUUCCAACGUUUUAUUGGACUUUAAAAUAUGGGAUUAUGUGAAACUUGACAUGAAGCACUUCCUGUUUAUUUUCAUUCAAAGUCUGUUCGGUUUGUAAUCAAGGUUCAAAAAAAGGCUCCUAAAUAAAAGAAACAUAUUUUUCAAACUA